AUGGCAUUCUCUCAUAAAAAAUUCAGUCAUCUCGAUUGGCUUCAAUCUGAGGUUGAUGAUUAUUCUGUUUAUUUGAAUCAGUUGAACCAAGGCUACAUGAACGUCCCUGAAGAAGCUGCUCUUCUCAAUGCGAUCAAUGAAAACCAUAUAGCGAACGACUCAAGUGUCAAUCAGGGUCAUAAAAUUGCAACAGAAGGCUAUCACAAUCAUGCGAGUUGUGUGAAAGAGUGGUGUAAAUCAGCAAGACAAGUCGAUGGCCCAGUCUCAACUGAUGCUGUAAUGCACUUCAAUGCCCAGCAGCCUGAUUCCAGCGCUUGUUCAUCAAAGGUAGCAGAAGGCAAUAGUAAGACGCACAGUGACUCACAGGAUGAUUGGUUUGAUGAGGAAGAGGAUGAUAACGAACCCUACAUAUGGGAGGAUGACCACGAUAGCAAAAGUUUCUCUUCAUGGCUGCUCUACGGCAGCGACGAUGAUAUGGAGAUAUUCAAGGUAAGUGUAGUGUUACUUCUGAGCACCAGAGCAGUCUAUUUAUUUGGCCGUUGCGUAUGCAUUCGUCGAAGAAUGUACUAA
Molecule: messenger RNA, 570 nt
Organism: Mucor velutinosus
Lineage: Eukaryota; Fungi; Mucoromycota; Mucoromycetes; Mucorales; Mucoraceae
Exons: 1
Coding region: 1-570 (189 amino acids)
Source: RefSeq, a predicted model, not a curated record